Messenger RNA from Carlito syrichta (Philippine tarsier), 2882 nucleotides. Its product is annotated as proline-, glutamic acid- and leucine-rich protein 1. Gene Ontology annotation, biological process: rRNA processing. Lineage: Eukaryota; Metazoa; Chordata; Mammalia; Primates; Tarsiidae. Bases 1 to 2826 code for a protein of 941 amino acids. The transcript has 12 exons. The record is from RefSeq and is a predicted model, not a curated record. Gene Ontology annotation, cellular component: nucleus.
AUGCAGGGCAAGUUGGCCUCCUUUUUCCUGUCUAGAGUGGAUGCCGUGAGCCCUCAGCUCCAGCAGUUGGCCUGUGAAUGUUAUUCCAGACUGCCCUCUUUAGGGGCUGGCUUUUCCCAGGGCUUGAAGCACACCGAGAGCUGGGAGCAGGAGGUGCAUAGCCUACUGGAUUCACUGCAUAGCCUGCUGGGGGCCCUGUACGAGGGAGCAGAGACCGCUCCCGUGCAGAGUGAAGGCCCUGGAGUGGAGACACUGCUUUCCCCCUCAGAAGAUGGUGAAGCCCAUAUACUUCUCCGGCUUCGGCAGAGGUUUUCGGGACUGGCUCGCUGCCUGGGGCUCAUGCUCAGCUCUGAGUUUGGGGCUCCUGUGUCUGUCCCUGUGCAGGAAAUCCUGGAUGUCAUCUGCCGAACCCUAAGUGUCAGUAGCAAGAAUAUUAGCUUGCUGGGAGAUGGUCCCCUGCGGUUGCUGUUGCUGCCCUCUGUCCACCUUGAAGCCUUAGACCUGCUCUCUGCACUCAUCCUUGCGUGUGGUGGCCGGCUCCUGCGCUUUGGGGUCCUGAUCAGCCGCCUGCUUCCCCAAGUCCUCAAUGCCUGGAGUAUCGGUAGGGAUUCUUUCUCUCCAGGCCAGGAGAAGCCUUACAGCACCAUUCGGACCAAGGUGUAUGCUGUGUUAGAGCUGUGGGUGAAAGUCUGUGGGGCAUCAGCAGGAGUGCUUCAGGGAGGAGCCUCUGGAGAGGCCCUGCUGACCCAUCUGCUCAGUGACAUAUCCCCCCCAGCUGAUGCCCUUAAGCUGCGCAGCCCCCGGGGAAGCCCUGAUGGGGGUUUACAAACUGGGAAACCCAGUGCCCCCAAGAAGCUAAAGCUGGAUGUGGGGGAGGCUAUGGCCCCGCCCAGCCACCGGAAAGGAGAUACCAAUGCCAAUAGUGAUGUGUGUGCAGCUGCACUGAGAGGCCUCAGCCGGACUAUCCUCAUGUGUGGGCCUGUGAUCAAGGAGGAAACUCACAGGAGACUGCAUGAUCUGGUCCUACCCCUGGUCAUGGGUGUCCAGCAGGGUGAGGCCCUAGGCAGCUCCCCAUAUAACAGCUCCUGCUGCCGCCGUGAACUCUACCGCCUGCUCCUGGCACUGCUGCUGGCACCUUCUCCUCGCUGCCCACCUCCUCUCGCCUGUGCCCUGCAAGCUUUCUCCCUUGGUCAACAAGAAGACAGCCUUGAGGUCUCCUCUUUCUGCUCAGAAGCACUGGUGACUUGUGCUGCUCUGACCCACCCCCGUGUUCCUCCCCUGCAGUCCAUGGGCUCCACCUGCCCCACACCUGCCCCAGUUCCCCCUCCAGAAGCCCCAUCUCCCUUUAGGGCCCCACCCUUCCAUCCCCCCGGCCCUAUGCCCUCAGUAGGCCCCAUGCCCUCAGCAGGCCCUAUGCCUUCCGCAGGUCCCAUGUCCUCCACAGGCCCCAUGCCCUCUGCAGGUCCCAUGUCCUCUGCAGGCUCCAUGUCCUCCACAGGCCCUGUGCCCUCAGCACGCCCUGGACCUCCAGCGACAGCCAACCACCUAGGUCUCUCUGUCCCAGGCCUGGUGUCUGUUCCUCCCCGGCUUCUUCCUGGUCCCGAGAACCACCGGGCAGGCUCAAAUGAGGACCCCGUCCUUGCCCCUAGUGGGACUCCUCCACCUACUAUACCCCCAGAUGAAACUUUUGGGGGAAGAGUGCCCAGACCAGCCUUUGUCCACUAUGAUAAGGAGGAGGCAUCUGAUGUGGAGAUCUCCUUGGAAAGUGACUCUGAUGACAGUGUGGUGAUUGUGCCAGAGGGGCUACCACCCCUGCCACCCCCACCACCCUCAGGCACCACACCUCCCCCCACAGCCUCUGCUGGGCCACCAGCAGCCUCCCCUCCUGUGCCAGCCAAGGAGGAGCCUGAAGAGCUUCCUGCAGCCCCGGGACCUCUCCCACCACCCCCACCUCCGCCCCCACCUGUUCCUGGUCCUGUGACACUGCAGCCGCCCCAGUUGGUCCCUGAAGGGACUCCUGGUGGGGGAGGACCUCCGGCUCUGGAAGAGGAUUUGACAGUUAUUAACAUUAACAGCAGUGAUGAGGAGGAGGAGGAAGAGGAAGAAGAGGAAGAAGAAGAGGAGGAAGAAGAGGAAGAGGAAGAGGACUUUGAGGAAGAGGAAGAGGAUGAAGAGGAGUAUUUUGAAGAAGAAGAAGAGGAGGAAGAAGAAUUUGAGGAGGAGUUUGAAGAAGAAGAAGGUGAGUUAGAGGAAGAAGAGGAGGAGGAGGAAGAAGAAGAGGAAGAGGAGUUGGAAGAGGUAGAAGAGUUGGAGUUUGGCUCAGCAGGAGGGGAGGUAGAGGAAGGUGGACCUCCACCCCCAACCCUGCCUCCAGCUCUGGCCCCUUCAGAGUCACCCAAAGUGCAGCCUGAGCCAGAACCAGAACCCGGGCUGCUGUUGGAAGUGGAGGAGCCAGGGGCAGAGGAGGAGCAUGGGGCUGAGACAGCCCCUACCCUGGCCCCAGAAAUACUCCCUUCCCAAGGGGAGGCGGAGGGAGAAGGGGUAAGCCCUGCAGCAGGGCCACCGCCUCAGGAGCUUGUUGAAGAAGAACCCUGCUCUGCUCCCCCAACCCUGCUGGAAGAGGGGACUGAAGGUGGGGAUGACAAGGUACCACCCCCACCAGAGACAUCUGCAGAAGAAGAGAUGGAGAUGGAGACGGAGACAGAGGCAGAGGCCACAGCUCUCCAGGAAAAGGAGCAGGAUGACACAGCUGCCAUGCUGGCUGACUUUAUUGAUUGUCCACCUGAUGAUGAGAAGCCACCACCUACCACAGAGCCUGACUCCUAGCCCUCUUCUGUAUCCCUACUUCUUGUUUUCAAUAAAGUUAUGUCCUUAGAUAGCAA